AUGAUUUUCAGCAAGCUUUCGACCGCCGUCGCCGUGAGCUGCUUGACCAGUCUCGCCUUGUCUGUCCCCACUCCAACUGCAGAGGAAUUCAAAGUCCUCGACAAGCGCGCUUCUGCAAGCGAUGCAGCUUUUGGAUACGCCAGUCAGAACGGAGGCACAACCGGCGGUACUGGUGGGACCACCACUACCGUCUCCUCUUACGCCGCGUUCACCUCGGCGGUCUCAGGAGACAGCAAGAAGGUUGUAUAUGUCUCUGGUCCAAUCUCCCAGACUGCGGACCAGGUGAAGAUUGGGAGCAACACUAGCAUUAUUGGCAAAAGUUCUACUGCCAUCCUGACUGGAUUCGGCCUCCUUGUGAAGGAAGAGUCCAACGUGAUUAUUCGCAAUCUGGGAGUCAAGAAAGUCCUCGCAGAUAAUGGAGAUGCCAUCGGUGUUCAAUACUCCACCAACGUUUGGAUUGACCACUGUGAUGUUUCCUCCGACCUGGACCACGACAAAGAUUAUUACGAUGGGCUAAUUGAUCUCACCCACGCGGCUGACUAUAUAACCGUCUCCAAUACUUUCCUCCACGAUCACUGGAAGGCAUCCCUCGUCGGUCACUCCGACAACAACGGCGACGAAGAUACCGGCCAUCUCCGAGUUACCUACGCCAACAACUAUUGGUAUAACAUCAACUCUCGAACACCGUCUAUCCGCUUUGGAACUGGUCAUAUCUACAACAGCUACUACCUUGAUGUGAAUGAUGGCAUCAACACUCGCGAUGGUGCCCAGGUGCUAGUUGAGUCCAACGUCUUUGAUGGCUCUGACAAGCCUCUCUAUUCAACUGAUGAUGGCUAUGCCGUUGCAAGGGAUAAUGACUUUGGCGAUGGCGAGAAUGAAGCUGAGGCUGGAACUCUCACUAGUGUCCCAUACUCCUACACCUUGCUUGGAUCUGCCAAUGUCAAGGCUGCGGUCUACGGAACUGCUGGACAGACACUUACCUUUUGA
Messenger RNA from Penicillium angulare, 987 nucleotides. RefSeq names its product pectate lyase family protein. The transcript has 4 exons. Bases 1 to 987 code for a protein of 328 amino acids. Lineage: Eukaryota; Fungi; Ascomycota; Eurotiomycetes; Eurotiales; Aspergillaceae. Gene Ontology annotation, molecular function: pectate lyase activity. The record is from RefSeq and is a predicted model, not a curated record.